AUGACCAUCGUCAGCAUCGCGCAUCGCUUGAGCACCGUGCAGAACUCUGACGUGAUCUUCGUCCUCUCUGGCGGGCGAGUUGCAGAGAAGGGCUCGCACAGCCAGUUGACGGCGCAGGAGGGCGGCAUCUACCAAGCGCUAGCCGCCGCCCAGGGGGCGGUCCUCCUACACCAGGAGACGGGCGAGCUGGCGGAAGAAGAAGAGGCGCUGGUGCCCAAGAUCCUGGCGGAGCCCUCCAAAGCCACGAACAAGAUGGCAGAGGAGCUUGAGGACAAGGAGGCCGAGCGAGUGAAAGACAUCGCGAAGAAAUACAAGGUGCCGAUGCGGAGGCUGCUGAGCUUCUCGCGCCCACACUGGUGGGCCUUUGCCCCUGGCCUCCUUGGGGCCCUGGUCAGUGGUGCUUGCUUUCCAGUCCUGGGAGCCUACAUCCUCGUCCAGGCCAUGAUGUCCUUGAUGCAGUCGGACAAGGAGCUGAUGAAAGCCGAUGCGGAGAUCGCAGCGAUGUGGUUUGUGAUCUUCGGUGCUUUGAAGUGUGUGUCGUCCGGCGUGCAGUUCGCCUGCUUUGGGCUGAUUGCCGAGGCCACUACGAAGGAGGCCCGCGUCACGAUGCUCACCAAUAUGUUCCGUCAAGAUGUUGGCUUCCACGACGACCCAGAGAACACCUCGGCCAAACUGGUCGCGGCGCUGAAGGUCUACGCCUAUCGCAUCGCGCGCCUCAUCGUCUCCUUCGGUGACAAGGCCGACGCCCUGUGCUCGAUCAUUGUCGGCUUGACCAUGGCCUUCAUCGCCAGCUGGGAGAUGGCGGGCGUCAUGCUCCUGGCCAUCCCCAUCUUCGGUGCUGCCCAAGGAAUUCAGAUGGCCGUGAUGAUGGGAGGCGAGAAGUCGGAGAGCCAGGUGAUGAAAGCCUCUAUGCAAGUGCUAUCGGACUCGCUGCUCAAUUCCCGAACUGUGCAGGCAUCGGGCAAUGAGCGCGACGUUUGCAAGCUGUACACGCAGAUGGUGGACCGUGUGUCAGAGAACCUGCUCAGGAAGCAUCUCAUUAAUGGCCUGGUGUUUGGCUUCUCCACAGCCAUUACCUUCUGGAUCAUGGCCGGCGGCUUCUACUUCAUGGGCGUCCUCAUCGAGGCAGGGCGCGCGACCUUCGAGACGGGCCAGCAGGCCUUCAUGGGCAUCCUCUAUGCAGGCCUGGGUGCUGGAAUGGCCUCGGCGCUUACCGGAGAUCUGGCAAAGGCAAAAGUGGCCGCGCACGACAUGUUCCAGAUCAUCGACAAAGAGACACGCAUCAACGGCCUGGAGCCGACGGGAGAGUGCCUGCGUGCCCCCACGGUGGGCAGAUUAGAGUUCCAGAACGUCCAGUUUGCGUAUCCCUUCCGGCCAGACGUUCAGGUGCUGAAAGGCGUGUCCUUCGUGCUGGAGGCUGGGAAGUCGGCCGGCUUGGUGGGCCCCUCCGGCGGCGGCAAGAGCACCGUCAUGGCCAUGCUCCAGCGCUUCUACGACCCCGCGAGCGGCGAUGUUCUCAUCGGGGAGACACGCCAGCCGCUGCGAGAACUCAACAUCCGGUGGUGGCGCAAGCAGAUCGGAUUUGUCGGCCAAGAGCCGGUUCUGUUCAACACGUCGAUCCGGGAGAACGUUAUGUAUGGAUUGGAGGAGGGAGAGCAAGUCUCAGAAGAGCACCUCGAGAAGUGCAAGCAGAUGGCGAACCUGAACUUCAUCGAUAGCCACAAGGCCCAAGGCUGGGCGACGCAAGUCGGGCCUCGGGGCAGCCGCCUUUCAGGUGGGCAGAAGCAGCGUGUGGCCAUUUGCCGGGCCUUGGUCCGGAACCCGCCGUUGCUGCUGCUGGAUGAGGCGACCAGCGCAUUGGACUCCCAGAGCGAGCGCCUGGUGCAGGCGGCCCUCGAGGCUCCAGACGAGCCGUUGAAAGCAAUGUCAGCAAUCGCCAAUCUCAAGCAAAGCGCCAUGCAGCGGACACACUCUUGGCAACGCCUAACGCUGCAACUCCCGGGCUCCAAUGAGUGCCUUCUCUGGAUUGCGCUGGACCACCUCUACGCCACGGGGAACAUCUACGUGAGCCAGGAGUUCUUGGAUGAACGAGAGGUUUGA
Messenger RNA from Symbiodinium natans, 2100 nucleotides. Lineage: Eukaryota; Dinophyceae; Suessiales; Symbiodiniaceae. The record is from the annotation of a GenBank genome assembly.